AUGAAAACGAAUGCAUGUAGCGUCAAAGGAAGGCGUGGCAGAGGCGUGGCUGCUGCAAAGAUGGCGGAGAGGACGGCGGAUCAGCGGAUACGCACCACAGAGUGGGAAGACAUUCAGUACAGCCACGGCAACAAGGUCGGGAAGUACGCCACCAAUGAGCUCGAGAUACUUGCGCAAAAGAUUGCAGACAAAAACAUCAACGCGUGCCUCAAGGCGUAUGAUCCCAAUGAGGAACGCGUGCGUGACAAACUGGAGCGUUGCGGGUACGACACGGAGCUCCAGCUGGGUGAGUCCAACACGGAAGACACGAUAGCAGACAACAUUCUUGACGAUGAUGAUGAGGCACUUCUGGCACUCCGCAGGAAACGCAUGGCGGAACUGCGAAAAGAACAGGAGUCGCAACGAUUUGGUCUUCUCCGUCACGUACCAGGUUCGGACUACAUGACCGAGGUGACAGAGGCCUCUGCGGCUCAUUGGGUUGUUGUGCUGCUAAUCAAGCCGGGAAAUGGGGACUGCGAGGCCCUGCUGUCUGUCAUGCGUGUGCUGGCGCAGCGUCAUCGGAGCGUGAAGUUUAUUUCAAUGAUAUCAACUGAGGCAAUAAAAAACUUUCCAGAGCGGCACCUUCCCUGCGUGCUGCUUUACAACGGAAAAAAGUUACAGCAACAACUGACGGAGCUCACACCUUGGAGAGCAAAGGAUAGGCAGAUCUCAGUGGACUCCGUGGAGCGUGUCUUGCACCGCUAUGGUGUUCUCACCAGUGAGGAGUUUGAUGCCGAGGAGGAAGAUUGA
Trypanosoma rangeli is the source of this 789-nucleotide messenger RNA. RefSeq lists its product as uncharacterized. Gene Ontology annotation, cellular component: cytoplasm. Gene Ontology annotation, biological process: protein folding. The coding region runs from base 1 to 789 and encodes 262 amino acids. The transcript has a single exon. The record is from RefSeq and is a predicted model, not a curated record. Lineage: Eukaryota; Euglenozoa; Kinetoplastea; Trypanosomatida; Trypanosomatidae.